CAUACGCUCCGCUGCAGCCGCAGCCAGCAGCCAGCACCUGGCCUCCGCUGGGGACAGGCGACGCACCUGCGGCAGCAGCAGCAAUCUGGGCACUUCACUCCCCGCUUCGCGAGCGGCCGGUGCAAGCCUCGGGAGCCCCUCUGCAGCGCCUGCGGACCCGGCACCUGCCCCCUUCUUCUUCUUCUCUGUCCGAUCGGCCGGUGACAGCCCCCGGCUGCACCUUUUCCUGAAGUCUGGGAGCCCCCACUCCACCCCCGCUCUUCCCUAUGGGGAUCCGAGAGUUUCCCAACGGCACGGCGAGGGGCAAGACCAUCACAAUUGGCAUGAGGAGAUCUCCAGAUGUCAGUCCCAGGAGGCUGUCAGACAUCAGCCCGCAGCUCCGGCAGCUCAAAUAUCUGGUGGUGGAUGAGGCGAUCAAAGAGGAUUUGAAAUGGUCCCGAUCCGUGGAGGAUCUCACCAGUUCUUCCGUGGGGCUCACUUCCAUCGAGGAAAGGAUUCUGCGGAUUACCGGGUAUUAUGGCUAUCAGCCCUGGGCUGCCAGCUACAAAAGGGAUGAGCACUCCCGGGAAUCUCCAGCCCCAGCAGAAGCACAGAUGCAGGCUGGGGUGGAAGUCAGUGGAAGGGGAAAUCGUUGCUGUUGGAAAUGCUCAGUGACCCAACUCAAGAAAUUUUUCUGGGGAGUGGCUGUGGUCCUGGGUGUCUGCUCCUCCUGGUCAGGUUCAACCCAGCUAGCAAAAUUGACCUUUAAGAAAUUCGAUGCACCCUUCACUCUGACCUGGUUUGCAACAAACUGGAACUUUUUAUUUUUUCCUUUGUAUUAUAUUGGACAUGUUUUCAAAUCAGCUGAGAAACAGUCUCCGAAGCAGAGAUACAGGGAGUGCUGCCGAUUUUUUGGAGACAGUGGCUUGACUAUGAAGGUGUUUUUUACCAAGGCAGCACCCUUUGGUGUUCUUUGGACACUCACAAACUACCUGUACUUACAUGCAAUAAAGAAAAUAAACACUACGGAUGUCUCCGUGUUGUUCUGCUGCAACAAAGCUUUUGUGUUCUUGCUUUCAUGGAUCGUUCUCAGGGACAGGUUCAUGGGAGUGAGGAUUGUGGCUGCUAUACUUGCUAUUGCAGGGAUAGUCAUGAUGACCUAUGCUGAUGGAUUCCACAGUCAUUCAGUUAUUGGAAUAGCACUUGUUGUGGGAUCUGCCUCAAUGUCUGCUCUUUAUAAGGUUUUGUUCAAACUUCUCCUGGGCAGUGCUAAAUUUGGAGAAGCCGCCUUAUUCUUGUCUGUGUUAAGUGUCUUCAAUGUCCUUUUCAUCACCUGUAUUCCUGUCAUUCUGUACUUUACCAAAGUGGAAUACUGGAGCUCUUUUGAUGUUAUUCCUUGGGGGAACCUUUGUGGAUUUUCAAUUCUCUUAUUGACAUUCAAUAUUCUAUUAAAUUUUGGAAUUGCUAUUACAUAUCCUACCUUGAUAUCUCUUGGAAUUGUACUCAGCGUACCUGUCAAUGCAAUUGUUGAUCACUACACGAGUGAAAUUGUCUUCAACAGUGUCCGUGUAAUUGCCAUUGUCAUCAUUGGCCUGGGCUUCCUCUUGUUGCUUCUACCAGAGGAAUGGGACGUCUGGUUAAUGAAGCUCCUCACCCGCCUCAAAGUGCGGAAGAAGGAAGAGAUCCCCGACGGGAACGGAGACAUUGUUUCAGGACUGCAGAGCAAAAGCAGGAGAACUCGCCCUUCCAUGUCAUCCUUUGCUCAUUAAUGUUAUUUUUACUGAAACUCUGUGAUUAACAUUGUAUGUUAUGAUUCAAGGGUCUUUUCCUGCGAAGCACGUACGUCCAGUAUAGUGUACAUACCUGUACAGUUUUGAUAUGAUACAGUCUAAGGCAUCAAGUUUUGGCAUGUCCUAUUUGCUUGCACUUUUUUCACAUCAGACCUUUCACUUAGAAUUACCACUU
Messenger RNA from Gopherus evgoodei (Goodes thornscrub tortoise), 1944 nucleotides. It is a transcript of the gene SLC35F3, whose product is annotated as solute carrier family 35 member F3. Gene Ontology annotation, biological process: thiamine transport. Bases 267 to 1748 code for a protein of 493 amino acids. The transcript is spliced from 8 exons. Lineage: Eukaryota; Metazoa; Chordata; Testudines; Testudinidae. The record is from RefSeq and is a predicted model, not a curated record. Gene Ontology annotation, cellular component: membrane.